AUGGGAGACCUAACUCCAAAUUUGAAUGCUACUGCUACUGCCACACCAACCCCCUUGGAGGUCGUUCCGGUUCUGCCGGAAUCAACACCUGAGAAUGAACGUUUUGUUGUAACUGAGGCUUGGAAGCACUCAGAUUUUUUAUGCAAGAAUUAUAUUCUUAGCGGACUGGAGGAUAAUCUUUACAACGUAUAUAGUAAUGUGGGAACAUCAAAAGAACUAUGGGAUGCGUUGGAAAAGAAAUAUAAAACUGAAGAUGCCGGAUUAAAGAAGCUUAUCGCUGUCAAGUUCCUAGACUAUAAAAUGGUAGAUGGCAAGUCUAUUGAUACUCAAGUUCAAAAAUUGCAUGUUAUCAUCCACGAUCUCCUCGCUGAAGGUUUGGUUAUUAGUGACGAGUUUCAAGUUGCGGCAGUGAUAGAGAAGUUGCCUCCUUCAUGGAACAACAACAACAAAGGACUUCAAAAAUUACUUGAAACACAAGCGAAAGGAGAUGACACUGGAAGGUCUCAUCGUCUGAGGAAAAAGGCAUCGGGAUUAAGGAACUAUCCCAACAAGAAGAAAUUCAAGGGAAACUGCCACAAUUGUGGGAAAAUCGGACACAAAGAUACAGACUGUCGUGCUUCGAAAAAGGAUAAGAAGAAGGGUCAGGCUAAUAUGGUUGAAACAAACGAGGAAGUUUAUGACUUGUGCGCUAUGUUGUCUGAGUGCAACCUAGUGGGAAAUCUGAAGGAGUGA
This is a messenger RNA of Lycium barbarum (goji berry), 732 nucleotides long. RefSeq lists its product as uncharacterized. Lineage: Eukaryota; Viridiplantae; Streptophyta; Magnoliopsida; Solanales; Solanaceae. The transcript is spliced from 4 exons. The coding region runs from base 1 to 732 and encodes 243 amino acids. Gene Ontology annotation, molecular function: nucleic acid binding; zinc ion binding. The record is from RefSeq and is a predicted model, not a curated record.